CCCCCUCAGCAGUCCCGGAAGCGUCUCGCCCGGGGCGCUGGCGGUAGCGGUCGCCGUGAUGUCUGCGGGGCUGGGCGGCUGACCGCUGUGGUAGGAGCGGGCCUGGUGCCCUGAGCCUCGACCGCCGCUGCUCGGGCGCGGCGUGCGCCAUGGCCACCUCCGCCGCCUCCUCGGAGCAUUUCGAGAAACUGCAUGAGAUCUUCCGCGGCCUCCAUGAAGACCUACGCGGGGUGCCGGAGCGGCUCCUAAAGAUGGCUGGAACGGAGGAGAAGAAAAAGUUGAUCAGAGACUUUGAUGAGAAGCAACAGGAAGCAAAUGAAACGUUGGCAGAGAUGGAGGAGGAACUGCGUUAUGCACCCCUAUCUUUCCGUAACCCUAUGAUGUCUAAGCUUCGAACCUACCGGAAGGACCUUGCCAAACUCCAUCGGGAAGUGAGAAGUACACCUUUGACAGCCAUACCUGGGGGCCGAGGAGACAUGAAAUAUGGUACAUAUACUGUAGAGAAUGAGCAUAUGAAUCGGCUGCAGUCUCAAAGAGCACUGCUUCUGCAAGGAACUGACAGCCUAAACCGCGCCACCCAAAGUAUUGAGCGUUCUCACCGGAUAGCCACCGAGACUGACCAGAUUGGCUCAGAAAUCAUAGAAGAGCUGGGGGAGCAACGUGACCAAUUGGAACGUACCAAAAAUAGACUGGUAAACACAAGUGAAAACUUGAGCAAAAGUCGAAAGAUUCUCCGUACAAUGUCCAGAAAAGUGGUAACCAACAAGCUUCUGCUUUCCAUCGUCAUCUUACUGGAGGCAGUCAUACUGGGAGGCCUGGUUUAUUACAAAUUUUUUCGUAAACAUUGAGCUGCUACCAGGAGGAGUUUGUGGAUCAAAACUUUAGCCCUAUGAAUGAACGGUGUUAGAGAUGAAACCAUAUUGCUGCUGUGAGCCAGUGGCUCAAGGAUGCACUAUGUAGCCUGACUGUGGGUGGAGGGAGGGAAGACGAAAACCCAGUUAACUGUGAAGAACAGCAACAAGACCAGUAUGCUAUACCAAGGUAAUAAAUGCUGUUUAUGAUGUCUUUAAA
Molecule: messenger RNA, 1071 nt
Organism: Condylura cristata (star-nosed mole)
Lineage: Eukaryota; Metazoa; Chordata; Mammalia; Eulipotyphla; Talpidae
Gene: VTI1B
Product: vesicle transport through interaction with t-SNAREs 1B
Exons: 6
Coding region: 150-848 (232 amino acids)
Biological process (GO): vesicle fusion with Golgi apparatus; retrograde transport, endosome to Golgi; regulation of protein localization to plasma membrane
Cellular component (GO): late endosome membrane; endoplasmic reticulum membrane; Golgi apparatus
Molecular function (GO): SNARE binding; SNAP receptor activity
Source: RefSeq, a predicted model, not a curated record